GCCUGAAUUUUCAAACCAUAAAUAUUCGGCAUCCUGAGCAUUUUUCAGUGCAUUGAGGAAUAUCCUGACUGCAGUACUGCCAAGGGGGAAGAACAAAUCAGAUCAUGGAGGUCACAUCUCAACCUACUGCAUUCGCACCCAGAGACUUUCACACGAGCUUAAUGAGCUGCUGUGAUGACGUGGGCGUAUGCUGUUGUGGUCUCUUCUGCCUCCCGUGUUUGGGCUGCUCCAUUGCUAAGGACAUGAAUGAGUGCUGCUUAUGUGGCUUAGGAAUGCCUAUCCGAAGUGUAUACCGAACUAAAUACAACAUACAAGGUACCAUGUGUAAUGACUGGCUCUCGGCGUACUGCUGCUACUCGUGUGCAGCCUGCCAGCUGAAGAGGGACAUCAACAUAAUGAAGAGCACUGGAGCACUGAAACCAUGAGAUUUGAAGGAGUUUCCGAGUUCUGCUAUCUGGCCGUCUAUACUAGUGACUCCUUAUGCAUUUCUCCUGGAAACGAAAGAUCGAAGAAAGUUGAAGGAUUUAACCAUUUAAUACGCAAUGACAAUGUUUUAAAUAGAAAGGCUCCAAAAGUUGUUUUGUUGUUGUUGUUUUUUUCGCAGAAGAUCCAUUUUUGGUUCCCCAAAGAAGCUUUCAGUGAACUGUUCUUAAAGAACCAUGUUUUUUGUGUGUGUGAAGAACAUUUUAAUAAUCUAUACACUUUUUUUUCCACUGUAAAGAACUUUUUCUGCAAUGUAAAGGUUCAAUGGAUGUUAAAGGCUCUUCAUGGAACCAUCAUUGCCAAUAAAGAAAUUAGAUUUUUAA
This is a messenger RNA of Pimephales promelas (fathead minnow), 806 nucleotides long. Its product is annotated as placenta-specific gene 8 protein. Lineage: Eukaryota; Metazoa; Chordata; Actinopteri; Cypriniformes; Leuciscidae. The record is from RefSeq and is a predicted model, not a curated record.